Messenger RNA from Gymnodraco acuticeps, 3584 nucleotides. RefSeq names its product tripartite motif-containing protein 16-like. The record is from RefSeq and is a predicted model, not a curated record. Bases 1172 to 2797 code for a protein of 541 amino acids. Gene Ontology annotation, molecular function: zinc ion binding; protein binding. NCBI's taxonomy places the organism in Eukaryota, Metazoa, Chordata, Actinopteri, Perciformes, Bathydraconidae. The transcript has a single exon.
UACUGAACAGAGCGUCAGCAUCUUCUGCAACUCUGAGGAACAUGAACCAGGUUACUGGACAUGGUGCACAUUUCCAAUCUCAGCUGAUAGAGAUCUGUCGUCCAUAGUUCACUGAUCAGGGCGUCUCCAUGUGAUGAACCAGGGAGACAUUAACGGCCACAUUGGAACAAACAAGGGAUUACAGAAAACACAAGGAGGCGAAAUAUCUAGAGUUUCAAAGGUAAAAACUCCAAAUAUCCAAAAAGAGACAUCACAUGUGUACAAAGUUUCCCAACAUGAAUACAAAGAGACAGGAAGUGAGCACAGAAACUCCUUCAGAGCUGGAUGGUGUUGCCUCUCCGUGACUUCAUGCUGACUUGAAGCUGGAGGGAACACCAGAGAGCUGCUUGGUGCACUGCAUUAGUUUACUUAGUGGAAUGCUGUGCAGCCAUACUUUCAGCUCCAGGAACCAUUCAGACAUCACAAGAUGCAGCCUUUUCAGCCCAUGAUGGGACACUUUGUACUUUUUCAAAACACUUUCUACUUUUUGAAAUAUUCAGCUUUUUAAACUCUUUCUUUAACAUGUGACUCAAUGGGAGGAACCUUCAAAUCCUCUUUUAGCUACACCGUGCACCAAAAGCUUCUCCUUCCACAUACUUUCAGCUAGAGACUUCAUUCCAACUUUAAGAUGAUCACAAGACAUUCAGCUAUUAAACAUGUUCUUCAGAUUUAUGAUAUCUUUUACACUUUUUGUGAUAUUUCACUUAGUUUGGAGCUUGGUAAAGAGGCCUUCUAUACAUUUACAGUGGAGGAAACAAGUAUUUAACCCCCUUCAGAUUUUGUAAGUUUACCAACUUAUUUUACAACUAAAAGCUCUUUUCAAAGGAAGAGCAGGUUGUAACCGAGGCUCUGUGGAGGUCAGAGUCUGAGCGCUGCUCCUCCUCCUGGAAUGAGUCAGCGUUUGAUGAGCCCUCCCUCUUCUUCCUGCUCUCAGACACAGCCAGCUCCACUCUGUGUUUCCUGGCUCCUCCCCUUCAGACCCACACUGAGGAGGAGGGGUGAAACCAACAUGUGGGUAAAGUACAGAGCUGAUAGGCCACAUUCACUGCUCACACACAUGCUGUCAGAUCAGCUGUCACUAGUUUCAGCUCUCAGGAAGUGAAACUCACACUCGCUGCUACUGAGAGGUGAGAUGGCGCAGAAAGGAGUUCAGCUGGAGCGGGAAAUGUUAUCUUGUCCCAUCUGUCUGGAUCUACUGAAGGAUCCGGUGAGCACUACCUGUGGACACAGCUACUGCAUGAAGUGUAUUAAAGGCUUCUGGGACGGAGAGGAUGAGAAGAAGAUCCACAGCUGCCCUCAGUGCAGGCAGAGCUUCACACCGAGGCCUGUCCUGCUGAAGAACACCAUGUUAGCAGCUUUAGUGGAGGAGCUGAAGAAGACUGGACCCCCAGCUGCUCCUGCUGAUCUCUGCUAUGCUGGAGCUGAAGCUGUGGCCUGUGAUGUCUGCACUGGGAGGAAGCUGAGAGCCUGUAAGUCCUGCCUCGUGUGUCUGGCCUCUUACUGUGACAAACACCUCCAGCCUCAUUAUGACGCAGCUCCAUUACAGAAACACAAGCUGGUGGAGCCCUCCAAGAAGCUCCAGGAGAACAUCUGCUCUCGUCACGACGAGGUGAAGAAGCUGUUCUGCCGCACUGAUCAGCAGAGUAUCUGUUCUCUCUGCUCUGUGGACGAACACAAAGGCCACGACACAGUGUCAGCUGCAGCAGAGAGGACUGAGAGGCAGAGAGAGCUGGAGGGGAGUCGACUCAACAUCCAGCAGAGGAUCCAGGACGGAGAGAAGGAGGUGAAGCUGCUUCAGCAGGAGGUGCAGGCCGUCAAUGGCUCUGCUGAUAAAGCAGUGGAGGACAGUGAGAAGACGUUCACUGAGCUGAUCCGUCUCAUGGAGAAGAGAAGCUCUGAUGUGAAGCAGCAGCUCAGAUCCCAGCAGAAGAGAGAAGUGAGUCGAGUCAGAGAGCUCCAGGAGAAGCUGGAGCAGGAGAUCUCUGAGCUGAAGAGGAGAGACGCUGAGCUGAAGCUGCUGUCUCACACAGAGGAUCACAACCAGUUCCUGCUCAGCUACCCCUCACUGUCAGCCCUCAGUGAAGCUACACACUCCUCCAGCAUCAACAUCCGUCCUCUGAGCUACUUUGAGGACGUGACGGCGGCCCUGUCAGCAGUCAGAGACAAACUACAGGACGCCCUGAGAGAGGGAUGGACAAACGUCUCACCGACUGAAGCUGGGUUCUUCACAUAUUCACAGGAGAUCACUCUGGAUCCAAACACAGCAUUCACAUAUCUGUUAUUAUCUGAGGGGAGCAGAAAAGCAACAGCCGUGGAACAACGUCAGUCUUAUUCCAGUCACCCAGACAGAUUCACUGGAUGGUAUCCUCAGGUCCUGAGUCGAGAGAGUCUGACUGGACGUUGUUACUGGGAGGUGGAGUGGAGAGGGGAAGGAGUUCGUGUAGCUGUCGCAUACAAGAAUAUCAGCAGAGCAGGGGGGGAAAGUCUAUUUGGAAACAAUGACAAAUCCUGGGCGUUAGUUUGUGACCAAAACAGUUUUACAUUUAUUCACAACAGUAUCCUCACUCCCGUCUCAGGUCCUCUGUCCUCCAGAGUAGGAGUGUACCUGGAUCACAGAGCAGGUGUUCUGUCCUUCUACAGCGUCUCUGAAACCAUGACUCUCCUCCACAGAGUGCAGACCACGUUCACUCAGCCGCUACAUGCUGGACUUUAUGUUUAUUUUAAUUAUGGAGACACUGCUGAGUUUUGUAAACUCUAAUAGUCUGAAGUCCUUGGAAGAACUCUUCUACUUCUUGAACUCACCGUGUGUCCAUCAGAGCUGAUUGUUCAUGUCUUCACUGCAGAGAUCAGCUGUCACUCAAACAUGAUGGGCGGGGCUUGAACGUCUUCUCAUGAGUUGUUCUGUAGAUGUUGGACUUUCUCCCGGCUCCUUCCUGUGUCUGUGUAGCAUGGAGGCUGUCACUGCUCAGGAGGAUCCUUGCUCACCUGGAAACUUUGCUCUAAAGAUUUGCUGGAUGUUUCUUUUGAUUCAUGUUGUUGUUUCUCUUGUAGUGCACGAGUCUUCAGAGACAUUUAGAAUCACAUGUAUUACUUUGACAGAUUCCAUGUUAUUGCCCAAAUGAACCAACACAUUCAACCCAGAUGGUUAGAACAAUUAUUUCAUCAUAACAUGUUUAUUCAAAAUGAUAUUACUUCCUGUCUUGAUCAUAAUCAAUAAGUCCAUCAUGUGUUAUUCUCCUGUAAAUAGCUCAGAGUCUUUGCUUGGGAAAUCAAUGGUAUAAUAUUACAGGCUAAUUGUUGUUGUUGUUGUUGUUGUCCAAAUAGAAAUGGGGUACUCUGUUUUAUAGAACACACAUUAUCAUGAUCAUAAUCAAUAAGUACAUCAUGUAUCCUUCUGUUUGAAACAGCUGAGAUGAAACACAUGGAGUGGAUGAAGGGAAAGUGAUCAUGAAGCCAUUGAUCAAUAGUCAUUGAACAGACUUUACUGAUGGGAUGUGGGAUCAAAUGAAAUGUUUGGAUGAUGAAUAAAGUACAAACUAAAAGGA